AGAUACCCAGGAGCGAAUCGUGGGCUGUGAAAACUGUCGUCGUCUUCGUCUCCGACGAGCAACGCGGCGAGGAGAGGGAGGGAGAGGGAGAGCGGGAUGGGGUAUCUGUGGCGGGUGCGGCUGUCGUCGUUCGCGGCCGGCGCAGCGACGGCGUCGGCGGCGGGGUCCUUCCUCCUCUACAAGGACCACCUCCUCGCCCGCUCCACCAUCGCCCGACAGGUGGAGGACAUUAAGGAAACUUCUAAAAAGCAUUUUGAAGCCCUAAACCAGAGGAUAUCAGCACUGGAAAGUAGACAAGAAUCAGGAUCUACUAAAGAAGCAUCAGAUUAGUUCAGAGUUGGGCUUACAUUAUGGUUACAUCUGCCCAUGUGUUCUUUAUUGCUGCAUGUGGUAUAAUUGCAGCAUAUUAAGCUGUACUAUUGUAAUGUUGAAAUUUCUGUGAACCCUCAAUUUGAGUUGCUUUACACUUUUGUAUGGCCAUGUCAUCUUCUUGAGAUGGACAAAGAUCAAAUAAAUACAUUUUUCUCAUUACAAUAAGUUAUGAGACAUGUGGGAACUAUCUUCCAUU
This is a messenger RNA of Phragmites australis (common reed), 568 nucleotides long. RefSeq lists its product as uncharacterized. NCBI's taxonomy places the organism in Eukaryota, Viridiplantae, Streptophyta, Magnoliopsida, Poales, Poaceae. The transcript has 2 exons. The record is from RefSeq and is a predicted model, not a curated record. The coding region runs from base 97 to 330 and encodes 77 amino acids.